This is a messenger RNA of Wickerhamiella sorbophila, 2055 nucleotides long. RefSeq names its product 1,4-alpha-glucan-branching enzyme. The transcript has a single exon. Gene Ontology annotation, cellular component: cytoplasm. Gene Ontology annotation, molecular function: cation binding; hydrolase activity, hydrolyzing O-glycosyl compounds; 1,4-alpha-glucan branching enzyme activity. The record is from RefSeq and is a predicted model, not a curated record. The coding region runs from base 1 to 2055 and encodes 684 amino acids. Lineage: Eukaryota; Fungi; Ascomycota; Dipodascomycetes; Dipodascales; Trichomonascaceae. Gene Ontology annotation, biological process: glycogen biosynthetic process.
AUGACUGGACACACACAAGAUAGCAAGGUGAGCGAUAUUCUAAAGAUCGACCCAUACCUAGAGCCGCACCGCCAUGAAAUUGAGCGGCGGAUCGCUUUGAUGGGCAACUGGCUCAACGUGCUGGAUGAGACAGAGGGCGGAAUUGAGAAAUUCGCCUUGGGAUACGAGUACUACGGGUUCCAGGUUGAAGACGACGGAACAAUUGUUUAUCGUGAAUGGGCUCCGAACCCUGUCAAGGCUGCUUUGAUGGGUGAUUUCAACAAUUGGAACCGGGAGUCUCAUCCCAUGACCCAAAUCAACCAAUUCGGAACUUGGGAAAUUAGAUUGCCCCCUGUGGAUGGCCGCCCGGCUAUUUCACAUCACUCUAAAGUCAAAAUUGUUAUGACUCUGCCUGGAGGUGAGGUAAUUGACCGUAUUCCUGCCUGGAUUCGCCGUGUAGAACAGGACACGAAGGUGUCCCCUGUUUACGACGGUAUUUUCUGGAACCCUCCUGAGCCGUAUGUCUUCAAGAACCCGAGACCGAGCAUUGAUCUCAGUAAAGGCGGUAUAAAGAUUUAUGAGGCCCAUGUCGGCAUCUCCACUCCGGAGCCACGAAUCGGCACCUAUAAAGAGUUUACAAAGAACUUGCUACCUCAUAUUCACAAGUUGGGCUAUAAUGCCAUCCAGCUUAUGGCCAUUAUGGAGCAUGCAUAUUACGGUUCUUUCGGCUACCAGGUCUCGUCAUUUUUCUCCGCAUCGUCUCGUUAUGGCCCGCCUGAGGACUUGAUGGAGCUAAUUGAUGUUGCACAUGGUAUGGGAAUCGUGGUUCUUUUGGACGUGGUCCAUUCCCAUGCGUCAAAGAACGUUCUAGAUGGCCUCAAUAUGUUUGAUGGCACCGAAUAUCAGUAUUUCCAUGCUGGAGGUAAAGGCUCUCAUGAUCUCUGGGAUUCUCGGUUGUUCAACUACGGCAGCCACGAGGUUUUGAGGUUCUUACUUUCCAACUUGAGAUUCUAUAUCGAUGUUUACCAGUUUGAUGGGUUUAGAUUCGAUGGUGUCACUUCAAUGCUCUAUACUCACCACGGUAUCGGAACCGGGUUCAGCGGAGGAUAUCACGAGUAUUUUGGCCACUCAGUCGACGACCAAGCUAUUUGCUAUUUGAUGUUGGCUAACCGCCUGAUUAAAAAGCUGAAUCCCAAGUAUGUGUCCAUUGCUGAAGACGUGUCUGGCAUGCCGACCCUCUGUUUACCUGCUUCAAUUGGUGGCAUUGGUUUCGACUACAGAUUGGCAAUGGCGAUUCCCGACACCUGGAUCAAUCUUUUGAAAGAAAAGAGUGAUGAUGAGUGGGAUCUCGGCCAUAUCGUUUAUAUUCUGACCAACCGCCGGCACAUGGAGUUGACAAUCGCCUACUGUGAGUCCCAUGAUCAAGCCUUGGUUGGUGACAAAACUCUGGCAUUCUGGCUCAUGGACAAGCUCAUGUAUACCCACAUGUCUGUUCUUGCUGAGCCAUGCUUGGAGAUCGAUCGCGGUGUGAUGUUGCACAAGAUGAUUCGAUUCUUGACUCACACGCUGGGUGGUGAGGGCUAUUUGAACUUUGAGGGUAAUGAGUUUGGCCAUCCAGAGUGGCUUGAUUUCCCUCGUGAGGGUAAUGGCGAAUCUUACCACUACGCUAGACGUCAAUUCAACCUGAUCGAUGACCACUUGCUGCUUUAUCAGUACUUGAACAACUUCGAUGCUGCCUUGCAGCAUACCGAGUCCAAGUACCAAUGGCUCAAGGCUCCUCAGGCUUACGUUUCACUCAAACAUAACGGUGACAAGGUUCUUGCCUUUGAACGUGCUGGCGUUUUGUUCGUGUUCAACUUCAACCCUAACCAGUCGUUCAGUGACUAUCGUUUGGGUGUAGAGGCCGCCGGAACCUACAAGGUCGUACUGUCGACAGACGACGAAGAGUUCCAUGGCCACAAUCGCCUUGAUAAAUCGACCGAGUAUUUCACCAAACCAGAGCCGUGGAACGAUCGCUCGAACAGCAUCUACGUGUACAUUCCCGCUCGCUGUGCAAUUGCACUCGCUCUAUAUUAG